Molecule: messenger RNA, 5171 nt
Organism: Galeopterus variegatus (Sunda flying lemur)
Lineage: Eukaryota; Metazoa; Chordata; Mammalia; Dermoptera; Cynocephalidae
Gene: EPAS1
Product: endothelial PAS domain protein 1
Exons: 17
Coding region: 521-3103 (860 amino acids)
Biological process (GO): cellular response to hypoxia; regulation of transcription by RNA polymerase II
Cellular component (GO): nucleus; cytoplasm; transcription regulator complex
Molecular function (GO): protein dimerization activity; RNA polymerase II transcription regulatory region sequence-specific DNA binding; DNA-binding transcription factor activity, RNA polymerase II-specific
Source: RefSeq, a predicted model, not a curated record
UUAAAGUGGGCCGGCAGCCACCGGAGCACGACAUUCGGGAGCGCCUCGCCGCACUACGCCGUCGUCCGCCGCGCUCCCGCCCCAGCUCUCCUGAGACGGCCGUACAAUCCUCGGCAGUGUCCUGAGACUGUAUGGCCCCAGACUCCUUCCACUGCCCGUCGUUCGAGCCGCUUCUUUGAAAACCCAGACAAGUGCCUCCUCUUCGAAGGAAAUAGGAACUUCGAUUCUCUUCUCGCUGUCCUCUUUUCGCGUCUGACAGCGUCCUCCCACUCCUUUCUCCGACCCCGCCUCUGCGUGCAGGUUCCUCCCCGUCACCUUUCUCCACCCCCCGACCUGCACCUAGCCAGCCGCCCGCAAACUGCCACCUGAGUGUGCGGGGCGCUCGGGACCUGCCUGCACUUAGGACCUUUAACACCCGCCGGCCUCAGGGAGCGGACAGGGACCACAGCGAAGGCAGCGGCUGCAGCCUCCACCAGCUGGGGAGCCCAGGUGCUCGGCGUCCCAAAGGGCCACAGCGACAAUGACAGCUGACAAGGAGAAAAAAAGGAGCAGCUCCGAGAGGAGGAAGGAGAAGUCCCGAGAUGCCGCGAGGUGCCGGCGGAGCAAGGAGACGGAGGUCUUCUAUGAGCUGGCGCACGAGCUGCCCCUGCCUCACAGCGUCAGCUCCCACCUGGACAAGGCCUCCAUCAUGCGGCUGGCCAUCAGCUUCCUGCGGACGCACAAGCUCCUGUCCUCAGUCUGCUCUGAAAAUGAGUCUGAGGCUGAGGCUGACCAGCAGAUGGACAACUUGUACCUGAAAGCCUUGGAGGGUUUCAUUGCUGUGGUGACCCAAGAUGGUGACAUGAUCUUUCUGUCCGAAAACAUCAGCAAGUUCAUGGGACUCACUCAGGUGGAGCUAACAGGACACAGUAUCUUUGACUUCACUCAUCCCUGUGACCACGAGGAGAUCCGUGAGAACCUGAGUCUCAAAAAUGGUUCUGGUUUGGGAAGGAAAAGCAAAGACAUGUCCACAGAGCGGGACUUCUUCAUGAGGAUGAAGUGCACGGUCACCAACAGAGGACGAACUGUCAACCUCAAGUCAGCCACCUGGAAGGUCUUGCACUGCACUGGCCAGGUGAAGGUCUACAACAACUGCCCUCCACAUGGUGGUCUCUGCGGCUACAAAGAGCCCCUGCUCUCCUGCCUCAUCAUCAUGUGUGAGCCGAUCCAGCAUCCGUCCCACAUGGACAUCCCCCUGGACAGCAAGACCUUCCUGAGCCGCCACAGCAUGGACAUGAAGUUCACCUACUGCGAUGACAGAAUCACAGAACUGAUUGGUUACCACCCUGAAGAGCUGCUUGGCCGCUCAGCCUAUGAGUUCUACCACGCACUGGACUCUGAGAACAUGACCAAAAGUCACCAGAACCUGUGCACCAAGGGCCAGGUGGUGAGUGGCCAGUACCGGAUGCUCGCCAAGCAUGGGGGCUACGUGUGGCUGGAGACACAGGGCACUGUCAUCUACAACCCUCGCAACCUGCAGCCCCAGUGCAUCAUGUGUGUCAACUACGUCCUGAGUGAGAUUGAGAAGAACGAUGUGGUAUUCUCCAUGGACCAGACUGAAUCCCUGUUCAAGCCCCACCUAAUGGCCAUGAAUAGCAUCUUUGACAACAGCAGCCCAGUGGCAGUGUGUGAGAAGAGCAACUUCCUGUUCACCAAGCUAAAGGAGGAGCCCGAGGAGCUGGCCCAGCUGGCCCCCACCCCAGGAGAUGCCAUCAUUUCUCUGGAUUUCGGGAGCCAGAACUUCGAGGAGUCCUCAGCCUAUGGCAAGGCCAUCCUGCCCCCGAGCCAGCCCUGGGCUGCAGAGCUGAGGGGCCACGGCACCCAGAGCGAGGUCGGAAGCCUGCCUGCCUUCUCCGUGCCCCAAGGAACCGCACCGGGGAGCACCACCCCCAGUGCCACCAGCAGCAGCAGCAGCUGCUCCACGCCCAGCAGCCCUGGAGACUAUUACACAUCUAUGGAUGAUAACCUGAAGAUUGAAGUGAUUGAGAAGCUUUUUGCCAUGGAUACAGAGGCAAAGGACCGGUGCAGCACCCAAACGGAUUUCAACGAGCUGGACUUGGAGACGCUGGCACCCUACAUCCCCAUGGAUGGGGAAGACUUCCAGCUAAGCCCCAUCUGCCCAGAGGAGCGGCUCUUGCCAGAGAACCCGCCGGCCACACCACAGCACUGCUUCAGUACCAUGACGAACAUCUUCCAGCCCCUGGCCCCUGUGGCCUCUCACAGCCCCUUCCUCCUGGACAAGUACCAGCAGCAGCUGGGAAGCAAGAAGACAGAGCCCGAGCACCGGCCCAUGUCCUCCAUUUUCUUUGAUGCUGGGAGCAAGGUGUCUCUGCCACCAUGCUGUGGCCAAGCCAGCACCCCUCUUUCUUCUUUGGGUGGCAGAUCCAACACACAGUGGCCUCCAGAUCCACCAUUACAUUUCAGACUCACCAAGUGGUCUGCUGGGGACCAGCACACGGAGCCGUUGGGGUCCCCUGUCACCUCUCCCCGUGUCUCCAUGUUCAAGACCAGGUCUGUGCAGGGCUUCGGGCCACAGGGCCCAGAUGUGACCAGCCCAGCUGCAGCGGCCCUCUCCCACAAGCUGAAGCGACAGCUGGAGUAUGAGGAGCAAGCCUUCCAAGAUGGGGAUCCGCCAGGGGGCAGCGCUUCACACGUGAUGUGGAAACGGAUGAAGAGCCUUGGGGCGGGGAGCUGCCCUUCCAUGUCCAUCAGGCCACUGAGUGCAACUGUCCCCAAUGAUAAGUUCACCCAAAACCCAAUGAGGGGCCUGGGCCAGCCCCUGAGGCACCUACCACCACCACAGCCACCAUCUGCUGUGUGCUCCAGGGAGACUGCCACGAGUGGGUUCCCCCCACAGUGCUACGCCCCCCAAUUCCAGGACUGCAGACUGCCGUUAGCUCCCAAGGGGUCAGGCAGAGCAAGCCGGCUGCUCGGGCCCUCGUUUGAGCCCUACCUGCUGCCUGAACUGACCAGAUAUGACUGUGAGGUGAACGUGCCCGUGCUGGGAAACUCCACGCUCCUGCAAGGAGGGGACCUCCUCAGAGCCCUGGACCAGGCCACCUGAGUCAGGGCAGCACCCACUGACACCAUCUCACCAGCUUCACUUUCCAUGUCUGUUUUUGCAUCUAGGUAUUUCUAACACCAGCACACUUUUUACAAGAUGUACUUACCUGGCAGACUUGCCCGGGUCACCAAGCAGUGGCCUUUUCUGAGAUGCUCAGUUCAUUCAUAUUUUUUAAAUACAUGAUUGUUUUACUUGCUGUGUUUUGCUCUGUCAAUGAAAAUGUUAAGUUUUAUAAGAUUUUUUUCUCCCUACUUUGUUACUACUUCUAAUUUAUAUUACCAUAGGUUUCUCUCUCGCGCGCACACACAAUAUCCACACUAACAAGUUUGGUGUAUGUUUGUUCUGUAGGGAAAGCUUUGGCUUCAUUUAACUAAAAAGAGUUUUUGUUAUUGUUGUUGCCAAAGAAAAACAAAAAUGAUUUUGCUUUCUAAGCUUGACUUGUGGCUUUUCCUCCUCAAAGCCCUUCUCCUUUCUUUUUUAAAACUAAUCACUGCAUUGUAAAUUUUAGUCUUUUUUUUUUUUAAGCCAACUCUUUACUCUAAUUUUGAUAAUGACUUUAGGAGAAAAAAAAUGUGAAGAGUGAACUCCAGUGUAUGUGGUUAUCUGUGAAAGUUGCACAGUGUGGCUUUUCCUAAACUGUUUGGUGUUUUCCCCCCCCAUUUGGUGGACUUUUUUAUUAUUAUUAUUAUUCAAAAACAUAACUGAGUUUUUUAAACAGAAAAUUUAUAUCUGGGUUAAGUGUUUAUCAUAUAUAUGGGUACUUUGUAAUAUCUAAAACCUUAGAAAUGGAAAUGGAAUCCUGCUCACUAAAUCACUUUAAGAUCUUUUUUAAGCUGUUAUUUUUUUCUUGGUAUUGCUGACACUGCAGAUUGUACAGUACUCCCACGGGCGUGUACUAACACUGCUAAAGCUCUCUCUGGUGGCUUUUUGCUUUUGUGAUAUGCUGUAAGUGUGACAAACAAUCCAAGAGGUGGAAUCAUUAAGUGGGAGCAUCGCAAGCUAUCUUCUCAUGUUCUCUCUGUGUCAUGUGUGUAUUAUUGCUGCCAAGAGGGAUUGAUGGCACGUCGGGGGGGUGGGCUGGGGAGAAUGCUAUAGGAGGGGAAGUGCUUUAGCUUUUCUUAAGAUUUUGUUGCUAGCCUUCAAGCGCACUGAGCUGUGUGACUCUGAUGGUCUUUCACGUGGCACAUUUGGGUAUUUCCAGAACUACCAUGAAAUGGUUUAGGUGGGAAUUCAUGAAAGAAAGUAAGGACAAAGAAACGGUGCUCAGGACCUUACAGACGUGGAGGUAGAGCUGAGAGAGGGUGCACCAAGGGAGGGCAGCUGGUUCCUGACCAGCCCCAGCCCAGCAUCCCUCCCUCAGCCUGUGGUCAGAUCCCCCUGCAAGGACACAGUGCAGCGCCCCCUGCUGGUGAGCAGCAGGCAGACCUCCAGGGACGGCCCCUCUCCUCAGGCCCUCGCUGGGGUCUCUCUGUCACAUGAAGUGACGGGUAUAGGUAGGAAGCACUGAAAAUAGAGUGUUCCCAGAGCACUUUGUAACUCACUGGGUAAGAGGGACAACACCUUUUGGUUUUUCCAUACCAAUCACAUGGAACUUUUCUGUCAUGGGUACAAUGAAGUUUCUAAAAACACACACACAGAGCACAUCAGGCCAAGAAUUUGGUAAGCCCUGAUGGACUUAUUGCCAAAAACAAAAAUUAACUUUCAAAAGAAAUCUAAGUUAUAUGAAAAAAAUUACAUAGUCACGGUGUUGCCUAAAUCCUAUUUCAGCGGCACAUGGUUGCCCGACACAUGGUGGCAGAGCCUGAAGGGUUACUGACAUGUAAAUGCUGAUAUUUGAUCUCCUGUGUGUGUUGCCUCAGCAUUAAGGGCAUUUUACACUUGCAGUUUUACUAAAACACUCUGAAAAAUAUUCCAAGCUUCAUAUUAAUCUUAUCUGUCAACGUAACGAUUUUAUGAACAUUAUUAUAUUGUUGAAUUCCUACUGACAACAUUAUAACUAUAUGGGAGCUUAACUUUAUAAGGAAAUGUAUUUUGACACUGAUAUCUUAUUAAAGUAUUCUGAUUCUAC